AAGCUGUUUAAAUGAGAAUGUCCCUGGCACAAAGAGUACUACUGACAUGGCUUUUUACAUUACUUUUCCUGAUCAUGCUGGUGCUAAAGUUGGAUGAGAAAGCACCUUGGAACUGGUUCCUCAUUUUCAUUCCAGUAUGGAUAUUUGAUACAAUUCUUCUAGUUAUGUUAAUUGUAAAAAUGGCUGGACGUUGCAAGUCUGGCUUUGACCCUCGCAAUGGCUCCCAAAACAUCAAGAAAAAAGCCUGGUAUCUCAUUGCAAUGCUACUUAAAUUAGCCUUCUGCCUUGCCCUCUGUGCUAAACUGCAACGAUUUACUACAAUGAAACUAGCCUACGUAUUUAUCCCUUUCUGGGCCUUGCUUAUUGGGGGUAUGAUUGAACUUGGAUAUAAUAUCUUCUAUGUACGAAGAGACUAAGCUAUACUAUGUGGUUUUCAGCGCCGAGAUUGGUACCAAAUUGCUGGAUUAUUAUACUUUUGCCACAAACUUGAUCUCCAAAUUAGAAUGCCAAGUACGAAAUCAAAUCAAGCUGGAGGCUUAUCUACACCAGGCUGAAGACUGAAAGUAGACUUGUUCCAUUUUUUAUUUUAAACAGUCACAUACGCUCUUGUAAAUAAAAGUACUUGUUCA
Molecule: messenger RNA, 629 nt
Organism: Pterocles gutturalis (yellow-throated sandgrouse)
Lineage: Eukaryota; Metazoa; Chordata; Aves; Pterocliformes; Pteroclidae
Gene: TMEM60
Product: transmembrane protein 60
Exons: 1
Coding region: 12-416 (134 amino acids)
Source: RefSeq, a predicted model, not a curated record